UUCCGGGCCUGCAAAAUGGCGGACGGCGCGGGGCCCGGCGCGGUUCCCAUGGCGACGACGCUGUUCCGCUGCCCGGUGUGCCGAUGCAGCGCCUUCGCCGGCCGCCGCAGCCACCUGCACAGCGCGGGGCACCAGCGCCGGCUCCGGGGCGCGCUGGCCCGCCUGCGGGAGAAGGUGGACGCAGCGCGGAAGACGCUCCGGCGCGCCGAGGUGGUGCCCGUCGCCCCCGCCGAGCACGAGCGGCCCGUCUGGUGCGUUUGCUGCGGGCAGGAGGUGAGGCGGCACCUGAGCCACGGCGGCCUGACGGUGCUCCACGGCGGCCUCUUGCAGCACCUGGCCAGUCCUGAACAUAAAAAAGCCGUCUCUGUGUUCUGGUGGGAGAACAAAGCAGAUCCCAGCCUGAAGUCACACUUCCUGGUUUCCUCUGAAGAUUAUGAGCUGUUCAAAGCCUCACUCUCCAAAGCUCUGGAUGCUUAUGAUGCCAAAGAAGACAAGGUCAUCCAAGAGUUGGCAGCUCACAUCCGAGAGGUGGAGCAGAGCCGGCAAGAAAUGAUGGAGGCCAUCUUAGAGCCACAGACAGAGACGUGUGAUGGAGCUGCUGCUUCUGCUGUUAACGCCUUUACAGGGAGCCUAAGUGACUCUGCUUUUGGCAUGGAAGAACAGGAGCAGCCUGGCUCAAGCAGGAGCAUGACAUUUUUCAGCAAACAGCCUGGACGUGAAUACAGGACUGUGCCUGAUGUGGACUGGCUGGAAGCAGGACAGACCUUAACUUUCAUUGGCCACCAGGAAACGGCAGGGGAGGGCAACAUUCACACAGGGGCCAAGCCUCCUUGGCUGAUGGACGAGGAGGAGGGCGAAAACCAAGGGCAGAUUGGACCAUCAUAUGAAGAAUUCCUCAAGGAAAAAGAGAAACAGAAGCUGAAGAAACUCCCACCCAACCGCGUUGGUGCCAACUUUGAUCACACUUCUCCGACGGGAGAAGGGUGGCUUCCCUCCUUUGGGCGGGUCUGGAACCAGGGUAGGAGGUGGCAGUCCAGACAUCAGUUCAAAGUUGAAACAGGACAUAAGCAGCCCAAUGCUAAAAGGAAGAGGACAGAGACUGACUGAAGUCUGGGGAAAGGCUUCUGCUUGAUUCUUCAGAACUCAUCAUGUGCUUGAUUCAGCUACCGGAGAGGCCGGUCAGUGAGCAACUCAGAGCCCAGCUGCGGAUUCACAAGGAAGCCUUAAGGAUGGCUGAGGCCAGAUUAUGGAACUGUAUAUACUUCCUUAUGAAGUGUUUGCUUUUUCUACAUUAUCUUGGAGCAGCCAGCAUAUACUUCUUCUGUAGGAAGUCUUGUUACAGGUGUAAGAUUUAUAUCUACUCAUCGCCCUUAACUACAUGGACACUAGUAAAUUAAAACUACUAAAGCAAA
Elgaria multicarinata webbii is the source of this 1412-nucleotide messenger RNA. It is a transcript of the gene CENATAC, whose product is annotated as centrosomal AT-AC splicing factor. The record is from RefSeq and is a predicted model, not a curated record. The transcript is spliced from 11 exons. NCBI's taxonomy places the organism in Eukaryota, Metazoa, Chordata, Lepidosauria, Squamata, Anguidae. Bases 16 to 1107 code for a protein of 363 amino acids.